AGGCAGGUGUCAGCAAUCAACUAAUUACAGCCUGACUCAUAUAAAAGCAGCAUUCUGUGGUUCAGUCUGAAGCUGCUAUCUCAACCUGCAGGAAGUGCUGAAUACUGGUGAAAGAUGUCUGGCCGGGGAAAGAAAGUUGUAACCAAAACCAAAUCGGUGUCCCGGUCCUCCAGAGCAGGGGUCACUUUCCCAGUGAGCCGCAUCCACCGGCUGCUGAGGAAGGGCAACUAUGCUCAGCGGAUUGGAAGCGGCGCUGCGGUGUACUUGGCAGCAGUCCUGGAGUAUCUCGCCGCUGAGAUCCUGGAGCUGGCUGGGAACGCCUGCCGUGACAACAAGAAGCAACGCAUCGCUCCUCGCCACAUCUUGCUGGCGGUGAAAAACGAUGAAGAGCUCAACAGAAUGCUAGCGGGGGUCACCAUCUCCGAUGGCGGCGUCAUCCCAAACAUCCAGGCCAGCCUUCUCCCCAAGAAGACCAAGAUGUCCAAGGAUGACAGUACAGCCAAAGAUGUUAACUCUCAAGAGUUUUAAGUGAGAAUGUACAAGUUCUGCAAAUGUGUUAUUAAAGUGAUAUUUUUUUAAGAA
This is a messenger RNA of Centropristis striata (black sea bass), 582 nucleotides long. RefSeq names its product histone H2A-like. Gene Ontology annotation, cellular component: nucleosome. Lineage: Eukaryota; Metazoa; Chordata; Actinopteri; Perciformes; Serranidae. The record is from RefSeq and is a predicted model, not a curated record. Bases 115 to 528 code for a protein of 137 amino acids. The transcript has 2 exons. Gene Ontology annotation, molecular function: DNA binding; protein heterodimerization activity; structural constituent of chromatin.